Rotaria sp. Silwood1 is the source of this 2661-nucleotide messenger RNA. The record is from the annotation of a GenBank genome assembly. NCBI's taxonomy places the organism in Eukaryota, Metazoa, Rotifera, Eurotatoria, Philodinida, Philodinidae.
AUGGUCGAUCGAAUUGAAACAAAACCCUGUACUAACAAAAUUGAUCUUCGUCUUCAAACAUUAAUUACAUCUCCGUAUGCACAACAAAAAUUACAGCUCGCUGGACUGAUAAAUCAUCGUGGUCAGAUUAUUACAUCGAAUGACUACCUUCGUAGUCUAGCUCAACGAAAACGUCAACGACGAGAACGUGAAGCAAUAAAACAAGAAAUAGUCCUACGAGCAUUGAAAAUUGAUCAAAAUAAUCCUCGUGGUCGUCGUCAUCAAUUUGAAAUUGUUACACAACGUGCUGUAAAUAAUAAUUUUGAGUAUCUCAGUAGACAAUAUAGAAAGCAAUCAUAUGGACGUAGAAAAUCUCGUGAGAAAAGUGCUCCGGGUUUUUUACCGACAGCAGAAAAUGAUAGUGAACAACGAAUACGAGUGACUUCCGCAUACAAAAGAAUAUUAAAAGUCAACAAAGACUUACCAGAAUCUGAUCAUGAACAAAAUCGUACUGAACCCAUACAAAAUGAACAUUCUCAAAAAGUGCUUCAAUGUCUUUUAACACCUUCAUCCGACCCUUCAGAAGAAACAACACCACCUGCACCUUCACCAGGAAAGGAAAAUAUUGAAGCAUGGAUUGAUCAAGCAGAUAGUAUUCCUUGGGACACUCGCAGUUCACCUAAUAGUAUCAGUACAGUAGAAUUACAAGAACUCUUACAUCAAUCGCAAUCAAUACGUGUAAUACGUCUUGAGAAGAGUGUAGAAAAUUUUAUUUAUAUCCUGGAUGGCAACGUACAAAUUUCAAAUGUUGACAAGACGAAACUACGGGGCCUUAUAAAUUUUGGAUUCAUAUUUAAUGAUAUUAAUGAUAAAAUAUGUAUUGAAUUUAUUACUCAAAUUGUCAAUGAACAAAUAAUUAUUAUUGUAUCGAGUACGACUAUGGAAAAUUUAGAUCAAAAUAUACGCAAUGCUUUACAAAUUCAUUCUGUUUACGUUGUUGACGAUAUAAAAGAUUACUCAAAUGAUUUUGACAAAAUUCGAGGUAUUUAUCCAAAUAUAGUUAAUGUUUUGGAUCAACUUGAGAAAGAUAUCAUACUAUUUACAUAUGAUCUCAAUACGAUCUCAUCAGUCCCUCCUAGUGACACUAGUGACAGUACUUUUGCUUAUAUACAAGUAUUAAAAGAUAUACUUUUGGAAACCGAUGAGAAAACUGACUUGAAAAAACAAAUGUUAGACUUCUGUCGUUAUGUUUAUGCUGAUAAUGCUAUACAAUUGAGCUUUAUUGAUGAAUUUGAACAUCGUUUUCGACCUGAUGAAGCAGUUCAAUGGUAUUUACGUGAAGAAACUUUUCUAUUUAAAAUGCUUACACGAACUUUUCGAAUACCGGAGCCGGACAUACUUUUUAAACUACGUUUUUUCAUUCAAUAUCUUCAUCGUCAGUUGAAGUCAAACUUCUCCCGAACAUCAACAAUUGUUUAUUGCACUCAACAUAUAUCAAACGAUAAUUUUGAUAUAAUAUUAAAAAAUCAAGGAGGUUUUCUGGCUUUUAGUCAAUUUCUUUUAACAAAUAAAAGUAAAAUUAGAGCAAAACAACAAACUACCGGACUGCCAUUUAACAAAUCUGAAUUCAAAUUAGUUCUUUUUCAAAUGGAACUUGGCACUACAAUUCCUAAAAUAGAUAUUGAUACAUCUCAUAAGGAGGUACUUAUUAGUGCUGCGACUAUAUUUCGUAUCUCAAAUGUCAAACAAAUAAAUAAAGAAAUGCCUAUUGUAAAACUAACGUCAGAUAAUGACGUAUUGAAAGCAAUACAAGAAGUAACAAAGAAUGUACGUGAAGCUGCUCGUGGAUCUUUUCCAUUACUUCGUAUGGCCAAACUCAUGAAACAGAUGGAAUAUAUUCAACAUACAGAAUAUUUUUGUCUAAUGUUAAUGGAUGAUCCAAAAGCUAUAGAAAACGAAGCAGCAAAUUUAAUUGUUGGUGGAUUGUUUCAUACACUUGGUAGUUUUUAUUAUGAACAAGAACAAUAUGAUCGCGCACUUGAACAACUUGAAAACUCUCUUAACGUCUAUUUACGUAUUGUACCUCCAAACGAUAUAAAAUUAACACCUACCUAUAAUAAUAUGGGAAGUAUCUAUCAUAAACAAGGACUUGAUAAACAAGCACUUCAAUUUCAUAUGAAAGCGUAUGAUAUACAAGUAAAAUCUUCAAAUCCUGAUCCAGAAUCUAUAGCUACUUAUGCAGGUAAUAUUGCUUCUGUACUUGUACAACAAAGUAAAUAUAGCGAAGCAAUUCCAUUCCUUCAACAUGAUUUACAAAUUCGAGAACAACUUCAUCCUAAUGGUAACGAUAUAAAUCUGGCAGUUAAAUAUCAUAGUCUUGCCGGAGCUCAAUUUGCAAUUAGUAAAUAUACUGAAGCAUUAGAAAAUUAUGAACAAUGUCUGAAAAUUGAGCUUAAAUUACAUCCAAAAACUCAUCCAACUGUAGCUGUAACUUAUUAUAAUAUAGCAACAACAUUGGAGGCAUUAGAAAAAUUGAAAGAAGCAAUAGAAACAAUCCAAAAAGCUAUAGCACGUCUACUUCUAACGAAAGAUACAAAUGACGAAGAUGUACAAAUGUAUAAAGAAUAUGAAAAAAGUUUGCGACAAAAACUUUCGGUCAAAAGUUUAUGUGACACUAGUUAA